Molecule: messenger RNA, 452 nt
Organism: Miniopterus natalensis
Lineage: Eukaryota; Metazoa; Chordata; Mammalia; Chiroptera; Miniopteridae
Source: RefSeq, a predicted model, not a curated record
AUGCUUGCUAGUGAAGCUCUGAUGUGUCCCUUUCAUGCUCCUGACAGUGACAGAGGAACCAAGCUAAGAGAUAAUGAGCUCUUGGGGUCUGACCUGGUUUGCAGCAAGAUCGCUAAAUUCACCAAAAAGGUGGGAAUUGUUGGUAAAUACAGAACCCAUUAUGGCACCUCCCUCAGGAAAAUGGUGAAGAAAAUUGAAAUCAGCCAGCACGCCAAGUACAGUUGCUCCUUCUGUGGCAAAACCAAGAUGAAGAGACGAGCUCUGGGGAUCUGCCACUGUGGUUCCUGCAUGAAAACAGUAGCUGGUGGCACCUGGACCCACACCACUUCUGCUGUCACAGUAAAGUCAGCCAUCAGAAGACUGAAGGAAUUGAAAGACCAGUAGAAGUUCCACAUUUUGAAACAUUGCUAGCCUAUAAUAAAUGGGUUAAUUUAUAUAACAACAACAAAAAA